This is a messenger RNA of Penicillium paradoxum, 939 nucleotides long. RefSeq lists its product as uncharacterized. Lineage: Eukaryota; Fungi; Ascomycota; Eurotiomycetes; Eurotiales; Aspergillaceae. Gene Ontology annotation, cellular component: cytoplasm. The record is from RefSeq and is a predicted model, not a curated record. Gene Ontology annotation, molecular function: oxidoreductase activity, acting on the CH-OH group of donors, NAD or NADP as acceptor. The transcript has 2 exons. The coding region runs from base 1 to 939 and encodes 312 amino acids.
AUGUCUACCUACAAUCUGAAAGGCAAAUUCGCCAUUGUUACUGGUGCGGGUUCCGGUAUUGGCCAUGCGCUUGCAGAGCUGCUGCUUCACUCCGGCUGCAAUGUCGUUUUUGCCGAUAUAAGUUUACGAUAUGCAGCUGCAGUGACCGUCUCAAGAUAUCCUCUUUUUAACAAGAAAGGCCCAGCCGCACUUUUCCACAAGACUGAUGUGACCGAUUGGGCACAACUAAGUGAUCUAUGGAACACCACGUUGAAGAUAUUUGGUCAAAUUGAUAUUGUCGCCAAUGUAGCGGGCAUCUAUGAGCCACCGUCCAGCAAUUUCUGGAAAUUACCUGGUGAGGCUCCAGAAUCAAAGGACAAACCCGAUGCAAGCCCUGGGGCCUACAGGACCAUCUCAACCAAUUACAUCGCCCCGAUCCGUCUAGCCCAGAUGGCUAUAGACUAUUGGUGUCAGAAUUCCCAGGUCAAGGGGAAUUAUCUCGCUGUGGCAAGUAUGGCUGCUUAUCUACAUUCCAUGGAAAGCCCAUUAUACAUGUCGAGCAAAGCAGGCCUGGUAAGCUUCAUCAAAAGCCUGGGCGAGCUGAAUGAUCACCUUGGAAUUCGUAUCUCGGCAGUUUGCCCAGGGGUCGUCAUCACUCCCUUACUCGAAACCAAGUUUAGGGACAAGUUGGAAGAAGACGGUCGAUACCUCACGGCUCACGAAUGUGCCGGGGUCAUUCUUCGUGUUCUGAAAGAGCCACAAUGGGGGCGAGGGAGUAUUGUCGAAACCAAUAAGGUGAUCACCGACAAAGGCUCUCAAAUCGCCGUCCGUGAGGUACCGCUUGAGGCCUUAUAUCCGUCUGUACCCUCAUUUGGAGGGUUGGGGGCGAGAAUCACGGAAGGGAAGCGGCAACUUAUAACUCAUCUCCAAGACAAGGGCAUAGAAACAUCGUUUUUGUAA